Fusarium redolens is the source of this 447-nucleotide messenger RNA. RefSeq lists its product as uncharacterized. NCBI's taxonomy places the organism in Eukaryota, Fungi, Ascomycota, Sordariomycetes, Hypocreales, Nectriaceae. The transcript has 7 exons. The record is from RefSeq and is a predicted model, not a curated record. Bases 58 to 447 code for a protein of 129 amino acids.
CUCAUCCCUUGAUUGAUCAGUUUGCAUGCAAACACAGCCCUGAAUCUCAUCGAAAUCAUGAAGCCUGUGGCCAUUCUUCUCGCCCUUGCCAGUACAGCCUUUACAGUGUCGGCUGGUGGUCUGCCCCGUUUUGCGAAAUGUACCGCUCCUUCGCAGUGCAUAUCUAGCUUUUGCGCCAACAUGCCUGGUGCAAACUGCGACGAAAACCCCAACUGCCAUGAUAGGGUAUGCUGGGGUGCUCCAGUGAACUCUUUGUGUUCGAAUGACUGGGAAUGCAACUCCAACCAUUGCAAAGGAGGAAGAUGCUAUGACUGCCGUGAUCCUCGCAACAACGCCAGGGCCGCACCCCCGUACCUCUCUAUAGGCUCGGAUUCGCAGAUCAAUGCUGCGAGUCACAGUGUCGAGCAAACGUUCAGGGGAAUAUGCAAUGCAUUAAUAAUAUGGUGA